Messenger RNA from Chiloscyllium plagiosum (whitespotted bambooshark), 4147 nucleotides. Lineage: Eukaryota; Metazoa; Chordata; Chondrichthyes; Orectolobiformes; Hemiscylliidae. The record is from RefSeq and is a predicted model, not a curated record.
AGGGGAAAAUAAAUCAAUCGGUAGAAAUACUUUAAACAGAAUUCCUGCAAGAUGCUCUGGACGGUGACUGUAGCUCCUCUGACAUGGCCAUGAGUAAUGACAGAUUGUUUUCCAGGGCAGGAUAUUCAAACUGUCUCUGGACUGAAGGAACCAGCACUUUUUGUCUCGGUUUUGCAAAUUACUCUUUGAAAUUGGUUGAAGUAGGAAUGGCUGGAGCUAUUGGCAACUGAAGAGAGAACAUCAGUGGAAUUUGGAAACAGAAGAGAGAACAUCAAUUAAUAUUUUGGCACAAUGAGUGCAGAUGAUGAUGCAAAGUGGUUGGAAUGGGUGACCAAGCAGUUUGAAAAUAUUGCUGGUGAGGAUAAGGAGAUUAAUUUGGAAGAAUUCAAGACAGCACUCAAAGUGAAGGAGUCCUUCUUCGCAGAAAGGUUUUUUACACUGUUUGACUCUGAUGGGAGUGGCAGCAUAAGCUUGGACGAGUUACUGAAAGCUUUGAAUCUCCUCACACAUGGAAGUGAAACAGACAAACUACGAUUCCUUUUCCAGGUCUACGAUGUUGAUGGCAGUGGUUCCAUAGACCCAGAUGAGUUACGCAUCGUCCUCAAAUCCUGUUUACGGGAAAGUGCCAUUUCCUUACCAGAGGAAAAGCUUGAUGAUCUCACAAUGGCUCUCUUCGAGUCAGCUGACAAAGACAACAGUGGCGCCAUUACCUUUGAGGAGCUCAAGGAAGAACUGGAGAACUUUCCAGAAGUAAUGGAAAACCUGACAAUAAGUGCUGCCAAUUGGCUAAAGCCACCAGCAACAGAGAAGUACACAAGGCAGACCCCGCGGUAUCUGACACCAGCCUACUGGCACAAUAAUAGCCGCAAGCUGCUCUUCAUGUGCUGUUACAUCCUCAUCAAUAUCUUUCUUUUCGCGUUUGCUGCACUAAAACACGUUGACGUUGGUGGAUGGGUCAUGUUGGCUAAAGGUUGUGGGCAGUGCCUUAACUUUAACUGUACCUUCAUCGGGGUCCUUAUGCUACGCCGAUGUCUGACCUGGUUAAGAGCAACUUGGGUGGUGAGGGUUCUACCUUUGGAUCAGCAUGUACUCCUGCACCAGCUGGUGGGAUUUGGUAUAUUUGGACUGAGUGUUGUUCAUGCUAUUGCUCAUCUCAUAAACUUUGUGAAUUUGACUUUCAGUGGUGGAACCUACCAGCUAUGGGAGUAUCUCUUCACAACAAGACCUGGGAUUGGUUGGAUUUAUGGAACGGCAUCCAUUACUGGAGUAAUUUUGCUGCUUCUGAUAAUUUUGAUGUUAAUCUGUUCAAGUACAUUCGUUCGCAGGAGUGGACAUUUUGAGGUGUUUUAUUGGACGCACUUGAGUUAUAUUUGGGUCUGGUCUCUGUUAAUCCUUCAUGGCUCCAACUUCUGGAAGUGGUUUGUGGUCUCUGGAUUCUUGUUCCUUAUGGAAAAAAUAGUGGGAAUCACAGUUUCACGAAUUGGUGGCACUCAGGUUGUGGAGGUUAACUUACUGCCAUCUAAGGUUACCCAUCUCGUAAUCAAAAGGUCGCCAUUCUUUCACUACAAACCCGGAGAUUAUGUGUAUGUCAAUAUUCCAGCAAUAGCCAAGUAUGAGUGGCAUCCAUUUACCAUCAGCAGUGCUCCAGAGCAGCAAGACACUAUUUGGCUCCAUAUCAGGAGCCUCGGCCAAUGGACCAACCAACUCUACGAAUACUUCCGACAACCUGAACUACUGGGCAACGAACCAAAGCGGCUGACAAGAAAUCUGAGGAAUAAAAAGCGCCAGAAGUCUGCGCAGGAGCACCUUGGUAACUUGAUUGCCUCUAAUGAAUCAGUGGCGACCAACAAGGAAGACAUGGUGGAGCUGACAUCAUAUAAACCACGACAGCGCUGUCAGAACGAGCCCUUGGAAGUGAACAUCAAAGUGGAUUGUACAAAUGUCCCUCAGCCCAAGGAGGUCUCAACAAAACUGAGUGACAAUCAUCGAUACUGCAACAUUAAGUGUUACAUCGAUGGGCCGUAUGGAACACCAACCAGGACAAUCUUCACUUCAGAGCACGCAGUGCUCAUUGGCGCUGGCAUUGGUAUCACCCCAUUCGCUUCCAUUUUGCAAAGCAUCAUGUACAGGUAUCGCAUGAGGAAACAGAAUUGUCCCAACUGUAGUUACUCCUGGUGUGAAAACGUGAAGGACAAUGAAAUGAGUUUGAGAAAGGUUGACUUUAUUUGGAUCAACAGAGACCAGAAAUCAUUUGAGUGGUUUGUUAGCCUCCUGACUAAACUGGAGAUGGACCAGGCUGAUGAAGAGCCUCAGGGUAGAUUCUUGGAGAUGCACAUGUACAUGACCUCUGCUCUCAGUAAAAAUGACAUGAAGGCUUUAGGUUUACAGAUGGCUUUGGAUCUGUUGGCUAAGAAGGAGAACCGUGAUUCCAUUACAGGCUUGCGAACCAGAACACAGCCAGGUCGUCCAGACUGGGCCAAGGUUUUCCAAAAGAUUGCUGAAGAAAGAAAAGGGAAAGUCCAUGUUUUCUUUUGUGGUUCCCCUGUCCUGGCUAAAACAAUCAAAGCUCAGUGUGAGCAUUUUGGCUUCAAAUUCUACAAAGAAAACUUCCAGUGAUGUGGUAGUGGUUGUGAAUCAACCAGGUUUCCCUCUGGUGCAAUGCACAGGUUGACUUUAUGUAAACUUCCUCUAUUCAUGUGAUUGAUUAAGAUUUGUGGAGCAGUGAGAGGAAAUCAUGUCCGAGACUCUCCAUUAGAUUUUGUUUUGUCUGGUAUUCAGGAAGACAAAUAGUUGGAAUGUGGAUAGUGGAGAUUCCACUUGACUUAUUGCCCUGGCAUAACUAACCCAUUCUGAAUCCGAGAUCCCAGGUAUCAUCCCUGAAAAGUGCUAACUAGGUUGAUCUUAACCAGCAAAGGUUGGCUGCAGCAGUUAGUUCCUGCCCUGCUGGACUCUGGGAGAUUUGUGCGGGCGGUAUUAAAGUAUGGUGUCCCUCACAGUCAAAUAUCUUCCUGAUUUGGAGAUGCCGGUGUUGGACUGGGGUGUACAAAGUUAAAAGUCACACAACACCAGGUUAUAGUCCAACAGGUUUAAUUGGAAGCACACUAGCUUUCGGAGCGACGCUCCUUCAUUCAUUACCCAACUCCACACGUGAAGUAUAGGCACUUCGACAUCAGGGAGGUUCCAAACCCAGGGAAUCGGACUGACCACUCGAGCAUGAGUCAGAAGAGGAAGGCAAAAGAAAGGGGAGACCCUGGAUUUCAAUAUAAUUCAUUAUGUUCAAAUAUUUACUAAAAUUUUUCUUUUGAAAAUCCCAGCUUGUUGCAUUGAGUAUGGGAUGAAUAAUGUAAUUGGAAAUCCGUACUUAACAGUGAGAAACUCAGAGAUGCACAAGCUAUCCCUGGGACAACCUGGAAGCUCAUAACACAACCUGUUCAUUUGACCAAUCUUGCUAACGUGCCUAAGUGUUUACAGAAAUAAUAUUCAUUGCAGCAACAAUCUGCAUAUUUCACUGGCCUCCUGUUGUAACAUUAUGUGGACUUUUAAAAGAGUGAUGUGGCAUGUUUCUGUUUGCUCAAGUCGAAUAAAACCUGUUGUGGAGCUUGUAACAAGUUCUUGGAAAUUGGUGUGUACAAUGACCCCCUCAGCACUUCAGAAAAUCAUGUUCUCAUUCACCAUUUUCAAUCUAUGAUAGAAUUGUAUUUGGAAUCAAUGCUGUGCAACAACCAAUCCCAUUCCUUUAAGCUUUAGUUUUAACAGUGGCCACCUACUGUGGACUGAACUGAAGAGAUGAUUUUCUUUCAACUUCCUUUAACACGAGAUGGUAAAUGUUUGGUUUCCUGAAAGCUGCUCGACAAAUGCAUGGAGAGAAACCAUUUCAUUCUUCCUCACUCCCCAAACAGGUUGGCUGACCCUCCCAUAUUGCAAGGUCUGGAGGUGACUGUUAAUGUGCACUCCACUCCAGCCUUGGAUUUGGAAAGAGCUGGACACUUUCACUGCUGGAUUCAUUUUACUAGGUCCUCCUUUACCUCAUAUGGCCCGAGGCUAAUGAACAUCUGAAUAUACGAACGAAAGUAGGCCCUUAGCCCUUCAAACCUGCUCUGCCAUUCAAUAAGAUCACGGCUGAUCUGAUUUUAACACCAACUCCACA